Molecule: messenger RNA, 2901 nt
Organism: Diaporthe amygdali
Lineage: Eukaryota; Fungi; Ascomycota; Sordariomycetes; Diaporthales; Diaporthaceae
Exons: 6
Coding region: 1-2901 (966 amino acids)
Source: RefSeq, a predicted model, not a curated record
AUGACAAUUCCUUCGGCUAAGCCGACGAGGACCGCAACACAUGGGAGGGUAGGGGCCUCUAACGGCAGGAACGGCUUUCAGCCAAGCGCGAACUUGGUCCUCAUUAAGAAUUACUUCCGGCUCGAAUCGACCAAAGCUGCAUGUGCAUUGCUGAAUAAAGAAGAAAUCAAAGGAUACCGAGCCGAAUUCGCGUUCGAAGCAAGUCUAAACAAAUAUCUGAACCUACAGAAGAAGAAGAUAUUCUCGAAUACUAUUUGCUUCACGUCUGCCGCUUCGGAUAUAGAUGCAUUGGCGCUUCCCGCAAGCACAUACACAAGAGAUAUCUGGGGUAACAAUGGAACCAGGAUUCUCCAGAUGAUAGAUAGAGCUGUCAGCAACGCUCAGGGUGGGGCAUCGACCAGCGAGAAAUCAAUUGCCAGCCUUCAGAAGUACAACACGGACACAAAGAACGGAACGACCACACGCGAAUUUGCCGAGACAAUCUACACCGGAAAGCCUGUUAUAAAAUCCGAGGGUGGCUAUCGUUUCAAAAUUUCAUUUGAACCGCCACGCAUUGAGAAGCUGAAGAAUCAGGACUUUGUCGUGAAGCCAGGCCAAUGUUGGAAGACUAUGACCGGGCUGUCUAUAGUCGCCAGUGGAUAUUCAAUCCCAUCAAGACCCAAAGAGGGCUCAGGACUCGAGGCUCCUCUAUUCGUCUUGCGACAGCUAAUCAAACGAGGCUGUUCAAGGCAACCCUUCUUGUUUCCUGACGAGCCCAUGGUCAUGUUUCCCCCAACAGCAGUUCACAAAGUUGGCAAGAACGACAAAGCCAACCAGGUUGAAAAAAUCGUCGUGGGUUACAAGGUGAGACUAAUCAUGGCUUCUGGCUCCGAACAGCAGGGCAAUAUCGUCUACUGGCAUUUUGAUCCAGCGAAAAUUUGCAAAUCAAACAAUCCAUUUCAGCAAAUGCAGAACCAAAGCCAUCUUGCGUCGUCGGCAAUCAAUUCGAAGUCACGACAUUUUGUCGGAUGGAGCGAAAAUGCGGGGCUCUUGGCAGCGGCGCCCAAGACCAUUAGCUCCGGGGUUCCCUCUGCGUUACAACCUCGUCAACAUUACGAAUUGGUCAUACCCGCAGUAACAGCAACCCUACGGCUUCUAUCAGCUGUAACUGCAGGCGUCACGCUGACAACAGAAAAAGUGAUCAGCUCGGCCGACACAGAAAAAAUGUACAAACAUCCCAAAGAAAUCCUCCACUCCGUCAGCGAACAAUAUUUUGUCCUUUGGGAUAUCGAUGGCAGGCGAGGCUGGUUGGUCAGUGGCGACAUUGUGGCGCUAUACAUGCUUCGUGUGCACCUCCAAUCCAUGCCUGAGGUCGACUUAGAUUUCUCAAGCUUAAAUCACGUUGGUGGCGGCUCUUCGUCUGCGUACGAUGUGCUGCAAGAUGAGACAAACUUGGAGAAGGUCGUAUGGCCACCAAGCAAGAUAUUGAAAGAAAAGCUCAACACUCCCGAACACGGCGAGCCGGCCAAAGACAAGGAAAAGGUCAAGAAACUGGUGCUUGGCGAGGUGCUGGACGGCAUCUAUGAUAUCUUGCUUGAGCUGAGCGCCCUCACACGGUCUUUAAAUCCAAAAAGCGGCAUCUCAGGUCAGAUCCAGGACUGGUAUGAGAAAAGAUGGGGUACUACUAUGAGGGGCUGGGAUUUCAACCUCGUCGCCAGGGGUAAAUCAGCAAAAGUGUUCGUUGACAAGGUGGACAAGGAUCCAGGCUGGAUGCGUAUGACGAGGGCACUGGAUGCGACAUUUCUGUUCACAAGUGGGCUGGGCGAGAUUAUGGAGCCGCAUGUCGGUUCCUGUUGUCCUUAUUUCCAGACUCUCCCCACAGGUCAAAAUUUCCUUGCCACAAGCAUGAAGCUCCUUGAGGGUCUCGUCAGGGAUUUUGGUCGGCAGGACCCGGUGAAUGAGAGCGUGGCUAGAUUGCACUGGGGUGAAGUGCAAGGCCUAAGUAGAGCGCCGCUUGGUGAGCCUAACCAGACGAAGAAGCGUCUGAAGAAAGAUAAAAUAAUGGUUGAUGGCAAAAAGAUGUGGAAGAAGGAGGACAUAUUUAAAUGGGCAAAGGAUUUUCGAAAUGGUGUCGUCGUAUUUGGACGUCAGCCAAACAUGAUGGAGCUCAGGCAGCUUGCUCAGCCGAUUCAACAAGGGAACAGCCCGCCCGGACUACGACGAAAGGUGGAUGCAGUUCCCACCAUUGCACAGUCUAUCCCAGUCUGUAAGAGGCAAUGGCGGCCUAGGAGAAAGGUCCAGCUCGUCCACUACAGUUGCGUCACGGUCCGCAAAAGUCGCGCAGCAACCAUCGACCACGUUACCUUCGCGAGCACCAAGCAUAAGCAGCCUCAAAAGUCGGCCGCUCAUACUUCGACGGCUUCGGCGCGCAGGGCGAAUAGCAAUGUCAGCUUGAGGAGCACCAAUUCGAUCCCAAGGCCAAAGGACGCAAGCACCGGAUCUAGCCGACCCGAAGCAUCAAAUACACAGUCCAUCGCGCCAACAGCGGAGAGGAAGCCAAGCACUUCCAGUGUCAGAACGCAGACGCAGGGCUCGGUCUCUUCCAAGGCCACAGGAGGUUCACGGUCUCAGACACAAGCAAGGCAGCCGGCCGCUGCGGGUUUGAACAGGACCACUACCAAUUCCUCUGACAAGACGACCAGCUCGCAUUCGACGAGCAGAACACAGCGUUCAGCGACCGAGACCGCAGCAGCCAAUAAGCGACAGCAGCAGCAGCAGCAGCAACAACAGCAGUCUCAAGUCGGCACCGCCACGGCUGCGGGUCUUGCUCCCGAUCGGCCGGUCAGCUCAAACCAUGCUACAGUAUCGACUGGGACAACAGAGAACCCUCGGCCUACCUCGUCUGAUAUGCCUUCCUCGUGA